Molecule: messenger RNA, 2524 nt
Organism: Homalodisca vitripennis (glassy-winged sharpshooter)
Lineage: Eukaryota; Metazoa; Arthropoda; Insecta; Hemiptera; Cicadellidae
Gene: Pdi
Product: protein disulfide-isomerase
Exons: 10
Coding region: 109-1596 (495 amino acids)
Biological process (GO): protein folding; response to endoplasmic reticulum stress
Cellular component (GO): endoplasmic reticulum
Molecular function (GO): protein disulfide isomerase activity
Source: RefSeq, a predicted model, not a curated record
GCCACGUUCUGUCAGAAGAGCGUUGUCUAGUUCUCAGUUCGUUGUAUGUGGCUCUUGCCGGCGGUCGUUGGCAAUUAGAAUAGCUUUGUAACUAAUAAUUUUUAUAAAAUGUUGAAGGUAAUAUUGAUUUUGAGUAUAGUCGGUACUAUUUUAUCAAGUAAAGCUGAAAUUACUGAAGAUGAAGGAGUUUUAGUGUUGACCAAAGAUAACUUCAAGGAAGGCCUCGAACAUGAAUUUAUAUUGGUGGAAUUUUAUGCACCUUGGUGUGGACACUGUAAGGCAUUGGCACCCGAGUAUGUAAAAGCUGCCGAAAGCCUCAAGAAGGCAGGUUCACCGAUCAAAUUGGCCAAGGUUGAUGCUACCCAGGAGUCAGAAUUGGCUGAGCAACAUGGUGUGCGUGGAUACCCUACUCUGAAGUUCUUCCGAAACGGAGUGCCCGUACCUUACGGUGGAGGCAGAUCCGCCAAGGACAUUGUCAGUUGGCUCACCAAGAAAACAGGUCCAGCGGCUAAGGAGCUUGAGAAUGUGGAACAGGCCAAGGAAUUCAUCGAAGCCAAUGAUGUUGCUCUUGUUGGAUUCUUCAAGGAUCAAACCUCCGACUUCGCAAAGUUAUAUAAGGAUGUUGCCGCUGCAUUGGAUGACUAUCCUUUUGCAAUCACAGGAGAUUCUGCGGUUGAAGCUGAAUACAAGGUUGAGGGUGACAAAAUCAUCCUGUUCAAGAAGUUUGACGAUGGGCAGGCUGUAUUCGAUGGUGAGCAGACAAUGGAUGCUCUGAAGAAGUUUGUGCAGACUGAGUCACUUCCUCUGGUCGUGGAGUUCAACCAGGAUACAGCACAAAAGAUCUUCGGCGGUGACAUCAAGAGUCAUCUUCUGCUGUUCCUCAGCCAGGCAAAGGGCCACUACGAUGAUCUCCUCGUCAACGCCAAAUCUGUGGCUGCACCUUUCCGUGAGAAGGUUCUGUUUGUGUCCAUCAACGCCGAUGAGGAAGACCAUCAGAGAAUUCUGGAGUUCUUUGGCAUGAAGAAGGAAGAGGUACCUGCCAUGAGGGUGAUCAAGCUGGAAGAAGAUAUGGCCAAGUACAAGCCAGCUGAUCCAGAACUCUCAGCUGAUAACAUCAAAAGCUUUGUGUCAGACUUUAUUGAUGGGAAACUCAAGCAACACCUUCUGUCCCAAGACUUGCCUGAAGAUUGGGAUGCUAAACCAGUGAAGGUUCUGGUAGCCACUAACUUUGACGAAGUUGCCUUCAACAAGGAUAAAACCGUUCUGGUGGAGUUCUAUGCCCCCUGGUGUGGACACUGCAAGCAACUCGCUCCUAUUUACGACAAGCUGGCUGAGUCGUUUGAGGAUAGAGAUGAUGUAGUUAUUGCCAAGAUCGACUCGACAAUCAACGAGUUGGAACACACCAAGAUCACCAGCUUCCCUACUCUUAAACUGUACACCAAGGGCGAAAACAAGGCUAUUGAUUACAAUGGAGAGAGAACGUUAGAGGGAAUGUCAGCUUUCAUCAACAGCGGAGGAGUAGAGGGCGCCCAGGAGACGCAAGAGGCGGAAGAGGAAGAUGAGGAUGAUGAUCUGCCCAAGAAGGACGAGCUCUAAGGAACUACUCAACACUAUCGACUGCCUGCAAGAUCUGCAUUGUAAAUAGAAGAUUCGUCAGUGGUUGUGUUUAUAUUGGGCUCGAGUGGUGUUUUCAGUACAUAUUACUCUUAACAUGAUUUCGUUAGAUCACAACGACUGUUACACCUAAAGAAGGUUUUUUUGUGCAUGGAUGUACAGGUAUUUGUAGUUCCAAUGAAUUCAUUCCAUUUAGGAUAUACCAAUAAAUUUUAAUAAACUAUAUUUUUUCAAGAAAUUGAAUGGCCACUAUUUUUAAAUGUGCGUGUGUGAGUGUUAGGUUUGUAAUUGAUCAAGUAACAACUAUGUUAAAGCACAAAACUCAAUUGGGCAUCUACUGGAUACUAAUGGGAGGUCUGUAGUUUUUGUUUCAUUGUUAGUGCGAUGAUACAUUUUAUGUUAAAAUAAUAUUUUCUUAAGUACAAGUUUUAAGUAACAUCACGAAUUAUUAGUACCUGUAUCGAAUGAUGUUGUUUCUUUUUCAAUUGCUUGGGUUGUAUAAUUUUUUUAAUGCCAUAAAGGCUAUUUCGCUUCUUACUUGUAUUUCCUAACUUCAUAAACAUUUUUGUAUGUGCAAUAUUUAUGCUUAACCUUCACCAUGCUGAAAAUAAUUUCCAUCGUCUUCCAGCUUAAUAUGUAGGUUAAUUUUUUUUUGUAGACCUUGAACUAAAAAUAUGUUCUACAGACCUCUGUGACAAGGUGCAUUUUGAUUGAGUAUUAAUUAUUUUAACAUUUUAGUUUAAUGUUUUGUAAUUUUUUUACAUGUUACACUUUUCAGGACUGACUGUUGUUCCAUAAAUGAUAAAGUAUGUUUUAUUGUUAAUAGUUUAUGGUUUUGUUAGUUGAAUUUCGUCAAAAAUCUGUGAUGUUACAUCCAAAUACAGCAUAAAAAUAAAAAUCUUUUUUUAAA